This is a messenger RNA of Vidua macroura (Pin-tailed whydah), 4705 nucleotides long. RefSeq names its product fibroblast growth factor receptor 1 (gene FGFR1). Gene Ontology annotation, biological process: positive regulation of cell population proliferation; positive regulation of cell differentiation; fibroblast growth factor receptor signaling pathway. NCBI's taxonomy places the organism in Eukaryota, Metazoa, Chordata, Aves, Passeriformes, Viduidae. The coding region runs from base 257 to 2713 and encodes 818 amino acids. The record is from RefSeq and is a predicted model, not a curated record. Gene Ontology annotation, cellular component: signaling receptor complex; membrane. Gene Ontology annotation, molecular function: ATP binding; fibroblast growth factor binding; fibroblast growth factor receptor activity. The transcript has 18 exons.
UCCGCCCGCCGGGCCGGACCGGGGCUGCCAUGGGGCGGCCGCUGUGAGCGCGGCGGCGGCGGGGCUGCGCCUCUCGCCCCGGCCGGGGCUCCCCUCCAUUGUUCCCGGGAGCGGCGGCACCGCGCCGCCGCCGCCGCCCGCGGGGCUCCGCUUGUAGGGGCUGCCAGCCCUGCGGAGACCCCCCUGCGCCCGCCCGGGGCCCCCAUGGAGUGGCAGUUGCGGAGCCCAGUCGCCGAGCAGUAGCCGCAGCAGUGGGAUGUGGACCUGGCGGUGCCUCAUCCUUUGGGCUGUGCUGGUCGCAGCCGCGCUCUCCGCUGCCCGGCCGGCCCCCACCCUGCCCGAGCAAGCUCUGCCCAAAGCAAAAAUCGAAGUGGAGUCGUACUCAGCCCACCCCGGUGACCUCCUCCAGCUGCGCUGCCGGCUGCGGGAUGACGUCCAGAGCAUCAACUGGGUGCGUGACGGCAUCCAGCUGGCCGAGAACAACCGGACGCGCAUCACCGGGGAGGAGGUAGAGGUCAGGGACGUGGUGCCCGAGGACUCGGGGCUCUACGCCUGCAUGACCAACAGCCCCUCGGGGAGCGAGACCACCUACUUCUCCGUGAACAUCUCAGACGCUCUCCCCUCUGCAGAGGAUGAUGAUGACGAAGAUGAUUCCUCGUCAGAGGAGAAGGAGGCGGAUAACACCAAGCCGAACCAGGCCAUCGCUCCCUACUGGACCUAUCCUGAGAAGAUGGAGAAGAAGCUCCACGCCGUCCCCGCUGCCAAAACAGUGAAAUUCAAAUGUCCAUCGAGCGGGACGCCCAACCCCACCCUGCGCUGGCUGAAGAACGGCAAAGAGUUCAAACCUGACCACCGCAUCGGGGGCUACAAGGUCCGCCAGGCAACCUGGAGCAUCAUCAUGGACUCGGUGGUGCCAUCGGAUAAGGGCAACUACACCUGCAUCGUGGAGAACAAGUACGGCAGCAUCAACCACACCUACCAGCUGGACGUCGUGGAGCGGUCCCCGCACCGGCCCAUCCUGCAGGCAGGGCUGCCUGCCAACAAGACAGUGGCCCUGGGCAGCAACGUGGAGUUUGUCUGCAAGGUCUACAGCGACCCCCAGCCCCACAUCCAGUGGCUGAAGCACAUUGAGGUGAACGGCAGCAAGAUCGGCCCCGACAACCUGCCCUACGUGCAGAUCCUGAAGACGGCUGGCGUUAACACGACAGACAAAGAAAUGGAAGUCCUUCACUUAAGGAAUGUCUCAUUUGAGGAUGCUGGGGAGUAUACAUGUUUGGCGGGUAAUUCUAUUGGGAUCUCCCAUCACUCUGCAUGGUUGACAGUUCUCGAAGCUAUUGAGGACACCCCGGCCAUGAUGACGUCUCCCUUCUACCUGGAGAUCAUCAUCUACUGCAUAGGAGCCUUCCUCAUCUCCUGCAUGGUGGUGACCAUCAUCAUCUACAAGCUGAAGAGCACCACCAAGAAGACGGACUUCAACAGCCAGCUGGCCGUGCACAAGCUGGCCAAGAGCAUUCCCCUGCGCAGACAGGUGUCGGCCGACUCCAGCUCCUCCAUGAACUCGGGCGUGAUGCUGGUGCGGCCCUCGCGCCUCUCCUCCAGCGGCACCCCCAUGCUGGCCGGCGUCUCCGAGUACGAGCUCCCCGAGGACCCGCGCUGGGAGCUGCCCCGGGACAGGCUGAUCCUGGGCAAGCCUCUGGGAGAAGGGUGCUUCGGCCAGGUGGUGCUGGCAGAAGCCAUCGGCCUUGACAAGGACAAGCCCAACCGUGUGACCAAGGUGGCGGUGAAGAUGCUCAAGUCCGACGCCACAGAGAAGGAUUUGUCUGACCUCAUCUCUGAGAUGGAGAUGAUGAAGAUGAUUGGCAAGCACAAGAACAUCAUCAACCUGCUGGGAGCCUGCACGCAGGAUGGACCCCUGUAUGUGAUCGUGGAAUAUGCCAGCAAGGGCAACCUCCGGGAGUACCUGCAGGCGCGGCGGCCCCCGGGCAUGGAGUACUGCUACAACCCCAGCCGCGUCCCCGAGGAGCAGCUCUCCUUCAAGGACCUGGUCUCCUGCGCCUACCAGGUGGCGCGGGGCAUGGAGUACUUGGCCUCCAAGAAGUGCAUCCACAGGGACCUGGCGGCCAGGAACGUGCUGGUGACAGAGGACAACGUGAUGAAGAUCGCUGACUUCGGGCUGGCCCGGGACAUCCACCACAUCGAUUACUACAAGAAGACGACAAAUGGCCGCCUGCCAGUGAAGUGGAUGGCCCCCGAGGCUCUCUUCGACCGAAUCUACACCCACCAGAGUGACGUGUGGUCCUUCGGGGUGCUGCUGUGGGAGAUUUUCACGCUGGGUGGGUCACCCUACCCCGGUGUGCCCGUUGAGGAGCUCUUCAAGCUGCUGAAGGAAGGUCACAGGAUGGACAAGCCCAGCAACUGCACCAACGAGCUGUACAUGAUGAUGCGGGAUUGCUGGCACGCCGUCCCUUCCCAGAGACCCACCUUCAAGCAGCUGGUGGAAGACCUGGACAGGAUCGUGGCCAUGACCUCCAACCAGGAGUACCUGGACCUGUCCAUGCCUCUGGAUCAGUAUUCUCCCGGCUUCCCGGACACGCGCAGCUCCACCUGCUCCUCGGGAGAGGACUCUGUGUUUUCCCACGACCCGCUCCCGGACGAGCCGUGCCUUCCCAAGUUCCCCCCUCAGCACAGCAACGGUGGACUGAAGCGACACUGAGGGUGGCACUGCCAGGGGUGCCGUGCCCGUGGACGCUGCCUGCGCAGCCUGGUUGUGCUGAGCUGUCGCAGAAAGGGUUCAGAGACAUCCGUAGCAUCUCACCUAACCAAAACCACCCACCUCCUGCCAGCCUCUCCUGCCGCUCGUGCCAGCUCUCCACUGCCCAAAGGGUUCGGCUCCGGGGUUUUCAUGGCGUUUCCUCCUUUCGUUUUUAAACCUCUUUUCCGUGAAUUCUGUGCUUGAGUACUCCCACUUGGCUGAGCUGAAAUCCUCUCCCGUGGGCAUUGCAUGGCCAAAGAGCCAGCCGGGCAUCCCGGGAUGGCACGUCCUGGUCGGGCACAGGGAGCCGGGCUGGUCUGCCACUCGGAGAACCUGGUGAGCCGGGAGCAGAGCCCGGCUCCUGCGGCUGCACAAGGGGGAGCCUUGGCACUCUGGGAGCCUUGGUGUGCCGGGAGCCUCACCGGUGUGCUGGGAGCCUCACUGGUGUGCCAGGAGCCUCACCGGUGUGCUGGGAGCCUCACCAGUGUGCCAGGAGCCUCACCAGUAUGCCAGGAGCCUCACUGGUGUGCCAGGAGCCUCACCGGUGUGCCGGGAGCCUCACUGGUGUGCCGGGAGCCUCACUGGUGUGCUGGGAGCCUCACUGGUGUGCCAGGAGCCUCACUGGUGUGCCAGGAGCCUCACCAGUAUGCCAGGAGCCUCACCGGUGUGCUGGGAGCCUCACUGGUGUGCCUGGAGCCUCACUGGUGUGCCGGGAGCCUCACUGGUGUGCCAGGAGCCUCACUGGUGUGCCAGGAGCCUCACCAGUAUGCCAGGAGCCUCACCGGUGUGCUGGGAGCCUCACUGGUGUGCCUGGAGCCUCACUGGUGUGCCGGGAGCCUCACUGGUGUGCCAGGAGCCUCACCGGUGUGCCAGGAGCCUCACUGGUGUGCCAGGAGCCUCGGCAUGCUGGGAUCCUUGGCGUGCUGGGCCCCUCAGUGUGCCCGGAGCCUCGUGGUGUGGCUCAGCCCUCUCUGCCCAGGAUGCCCCCGGGCCACAGGACCAGCACCUGUGGGCUUCGCCGAGCCACGCCCAGCACAUCCUGGGCAGGAGCCCUGCACUGCUCAGAGGCACCGAACCCACCUGUGCUAAACCCAGAGUCCCGUGUACAUAACGAAAAAUAUGUAUAAAUAUGAAUAUAUAUUUACAUGUCUUUUUAAAAAGGGUUGUUACCAGAGAUAUACCAGUUUGGUAGGAAGGUACUAGUGGCUGGUAGAUAUCAGUUGCUAUAAAAAAAAAAAAAAGUCAUAUAUUUUGCUAUUUUUGCUGUUUUUAUUUUUUUAAAUUAUGUUCUAAACCUAUUUCAGUUUAGGUCCCUCGAUAAGAAUUGCUGCUGCUGCUUCAGUUUUAUAUGGGGUUGUAUUAAACAGUAAUAAUAAUGUGUCGAUGCCUUUGGGGAAUAAUCCGUUGUCAUUACGUGCCUGGCCUUGCCCUGGCCCCGGGGCUCCGGCGGGGCUGUGGCCCGUGGCCCCGCGUUGGGACGGUGCCCCGGGGAGGGAUGGAGGGAUGGAAGGAUGGAGGGAGGGAUGGAGGGAUGGAUGGAGGAUGGAGGGAUGGAGGGGGCUGUCCCCUGCCCGGGGGAGGAGCGGGGGGCGCCGCGGGGCUCCGGCGCGGCUCGGUGCCAGCCCCGCUCCCCGGGCGGUGCCUGCCAGUGCCUUACCGGGGGAGCAGCCCCGUCCCAGCUCUGCCGUCCGCGCUCCCCGGGCUGUCCCAGGGCCCCGGCUCUGCUCCACCGCGCUGCACCGGCACGGACGGACGGACGGACGGACGGACGGACGGACGGGGCACUCCCACCUGAAACCCCCUCCCUCCCUUGCCGCCGGUGCCGAGACGCUGGAGCCAGGCCGCUGUUACUUGAAAAGUUUAUUUUGCCUUUGUAUGGAGAAAUAUUAUUUGUUGUAAACUCUUCUGUAAUGAAUCUGGAAUCCUUGUAAUUAUUAAAGACUUUAACCGCGA